AAACAGAAUCAGGAGUUCGAGCGCUAUAUACAAAAUUAUCAUAGUGGACCGACUGUGGAAACGGUAUUUGAAACCGCCGAUCACUCGCCUUCAGCGCGCUACGAAUACUCCUCCUCGUCGUCGUCGUCGUCAUCUUCUUCUUCUGGCCCAGCACGUCUUGUCGCCAUCGACGCGAAACCUCGCAAACAACAUACUUUCGAGCGGCAAGUUGCUCUCCCCGCUGCUGUCGCCUCAGCAGCAUCAACGCCCGCCGAGGAGCAAUCCAAAUCAGCUGUAGACGCGAAGAUUCAAAUAUCCCCAGCACCAGUUGCUGCAGCACCUGCUGUUUCUACGCCAGUAGCUGUGCAGGCGCCUUCACCUGUCGCCUCGCAUUCCGCACCAUCUGCCGCGCCAUCGGCAUCAUCAAAAUCUGCUACUACUGUAAUUAGUGGUGGCAGCGAUGGUGGCAAAGUGGGUAUUGGUGGUUCAUUCGUUGGUGGUUUUUCUGGCGCUGGUGCUAGUCCUGGCUCACAUGGCGUGACGUUUAGAGUGGCUGGCGGUGGCGGGUACAAUCAGCCGAACUUUGAUCAAGCUAAUAGCUAUGGCAAGCCUGACUACGAGCAACCAAGCUACAAUUAUGAUCAAGGAGAUGCAGGUGGUUUCCUAAAUGAGUACCCACCCUCCGUCGAUGAGUCCGCAGGCGGAUAUGAUGGUUUUUAUGGCAAUCAGGAAAGCGAUUACCACUCAAAUGCCGGCUACCUGCCCGCACAAUCUGUUUACCAACGUCCUGUUGUCACUAAAACUAUUCAAAUUGCGCAGCCAGCAUUGAAGGCCAAGAAAUUUGAGGUUCGUCACCCAGCCAUCCAAAAGGAGUUUUAUGACAUCGAAGAACGUGUUGUGAUUAAGCCUGCUGGCACUAUAGUUGUCGAGCUGGAACAUCCAGUUGCGAAAAUUCCGAAGGGUGAAACCGUACUGCCCCUCGGUCAUCCACAUCCGGCAAUUGCCGCGCAAUACAAUUUGAAUAGUGACGCAGACAUUGAGACGGAAUCGUCCAGUGCGGGUUCCUAUAGCAACGGUGUGCGCUCAAGUCCGAAUCAGGUCUAUGCAACGCCCGCUAGAAAAAAUCCUGCGCCAGUAAUUAGCGGCACGCACAUUGCUUCCACUGUUACAGCUACACCGACAAAUAAUCAAAACGCCAAACGAGAUUUUGUGGAAGCCAAUCUGCGCAAGCAAUACGGUGAAGAAACAAAACUCGUAGCUACAACUGAAAACACGCAACGCGGCAGGGAACUUUACAUACCCGCCGAGACACAUGGCAACCAGCGUCAAGGGUCUAAUAGGAACUUCUCACCCAAUACAUUCAGACGCGAAGAGAGCAAUUACCAACGUCCCGCUCGUGUUGAAGCAAAGAAAAACGAUGAGACCUAUCGUUCGUCCUUUUCGAGAAGAGAAGAACAGCCAUUACAAAAUAAUGCUGCCGAUUUCCAGAGCAAUUACAGCAACGACGACGAUGAUUACAAGGGCGAAUAUAUUACCGGUAACUUUUACAGCACAGCCAACAGAGAUCCCAAACCUGCCCGUCUGCAGGAAGAGCCACGCAAAAGUGAACGCAUUACUGCCGAGCCACGCGCACAAAUCAUAAAACAUGAGCACACUAUCAAUAUUCCACCGUCACAACAUAACAUAUACAUAGCGCCCAGUCGCUUAGAAGACCGCCACAUACUUGUUCAGGAGCAGCGCAAGCAGGCACCAUCACGAAAGCAGCAGCCCGCUCGCCUAGAAGAAGAAACUGCUCGCGUUCAAGAGGUCAAACCAUACUUGGACCGACAACGGGAGGGUGGGGUAGUAUACGUGGUCCCCGCUAGACGUCCAGUUACAACGCAACAGCGCUAUACACAAAAUGAAAGUCGACUGCCACAACUAGUUCCGCAACAGCGCUCUUAUGGCCAAUUGCGUUACGACCCCGACGCCGAUGUGGAUGCGUCAGUGGAGUACAGUGCACCAUACUCUCAUAUGCGCUACGAUCCAAAGGAGUCUGCGCGGCUUACCGCCGAUGUAGAAUAUAAUCGGAAUGUUAAUGAAAAUGCGCCGCAAAGAACCAUAACUGUAAACUAUAACCGCGGACCCGAAUCAAAUGCCCGUCUGGUCUCACAAAAUAACUCAGAGCUUGCUUCAAAGGAAUCCGCCGAAUCAGUGGAAAGCAAAGACGUUAAAAAACCCGGCCUACGCCCGCUGGCACACAUUCAAUUACAAGUACCGAAUGGUCCGCAAGAAGCUGAUGAGCCCAUACGAGUUAUGUCUUCGAUCAAUCCACCGAGGGAACAGAGUCGUACGGCAUACUCUAGACAGUCAGCAGCCAAACAAGCCGAGGACGAUCAAGUAGAAUCUGCUGUUCAAAAUGAAAGUGAAGAUCAAGAUGAACCACGCUCUGAGAAUGUCGAGUCCCAACCCGAUUGUGCGGAAAAAGUGAGCGAGCGUUAUGAGAAUGACCCCGACGAUGAUGUGCAGUAUGCUGAAGAGCAACGUGACAGAGAACCAGUAAAGUCCCUACGCCUAAUAGACACUAGCAGCUCUCAAUCAAACGGCAAAGAAAACGCCCAACCAGCGACUUCUAAUAUCCAAACUGAAAGCGUGGAUGCCAACGUUAAAGACGGCAAUGCGCAUAUCACGCCACCGGGCUCUCGCGUGAUUGCCGCCAACCCAGCACCCAACGACGCAUCCGCUGCAAGCGAGAGUUUCCACAAACGUCGCAUUGUGGUCAACCAUCCCUUCCAGACGGUGCGCGAGGUAGUCGAACAUGAACCCAUUACAAAUUAUCAUCAAAUACAAGUACAUGAACACGCGUCACCAGCUUCGGCGUACCACAAGGCACCGUACUUUGCGUCCAAUGGUGCCUUGCGUCAAAUCGCUGUGCCAGUUAUGUAUCAUCAGGCGUCUGGCGCAACACACGGAAAUCUAGUUUACGCCUUGCCUGAUGCAAUUCCUGUGCAUGAAGACAACGGCGAAGCGGAGCCGUCCUAUCAGCAAACGCGUCAGCGUGUGCGCGCUUAAGUGCGUCGAAAAGUCUCAGUUCGAUUGAA
Messenger RNA from Rhagoletis zephyria (snowberry fruit fly), 3059 nucleotides. RefSeq lists its product as uncharacterized. The record is from RefSeq and is a predicted model, not a curated record. Lineage: Eukaryota; Metazoa; Arthropoda; Insecta; Diptera; Tephritidae.